AUGCCGGCGGAGGCGGACGAGGAUGCGGGCAGGGGCGUGGGCGGCGCCGCGGCGGCCAUGGCCGCGGCCGCGGCGGCCAUGGCGGGGGCGCAGGCCAAGGUGGCGGCCGCCUCGACAGACGCCGCCGAGCCCGGAGUCCCCGAGCUGCCCAGGGAGGGCAGCGCGGGCGCGGGCGGCGGGGCGGCGGCGGCGCCGGCGGCGGUGGCAAAGAAGGACCAUCGAGACGCGCCGGGCGCGCGCUUCUUCAUCAGGGGCGUCGGGAAGCUCGGGGAGCACCACCUGCAGGACUACUUCCAGAAGUUCGGGGAGGUGCAGGAGGCCACCCUCGUCCGCGACAAGAAGACGCAGCGCCCCCGCGGCAUGGCGUUCGUCACCAUCGCGGUCCAGGGGGAGGCAGCGCACAGCGAGCUGGUCGACAAGAUAACGGGCGAGACCCACACCGUCAACGACCAGGAGCUGGAGAUCCAGGAUCGACGGGCGCUGCCGAAGCCCGACAAGGAAGAGCCGGACGGGGCCGACGGCAAGCCUGUUGCCGGCAUGGCAGCACCGGCUGGCCAGGCGGCCGCGGCGACGCGCCCCGCCGCGGAAGCGGAGGCCGAGCCGGCGGCGGCCGUGGAGGACCCAGCGGCGCAGGCCAACGCCCAGGCCCAGUGGGAGAUGCAUUACCUGGCGAUGGCGAUCAACACCUCGGUGCCCGAGAUCAAGUCCACCACCGAAGAUAGUGCGUUUGCGAAGGCCAAGCCUCCCGUGAAGCAGGGCGUUGGCGCCGGCGGCAAAGGUAAGUCCAAGGGCCACAAGCCGUACUGA
This is a messenger RNA of Prorocentrum cordatum, 807 nucleotides long. NCBI's taxonomy places the organism in Eukaryota, Dinophyceae, Prorocentrales, Prorocentraceae. The record is from the annotation of a GenBank genome assembly.